Sclerotinia trifoliorum is the source of this 979-nucleotide messenger RNA. The record is from the annotation of a GenBank genome assembly. Lineage: Eukaryota; Fungi; Ascomycota; Leotiomycetes; Helotiales; Sclerotiniaceae.
GGCAGCUCGCAGUUUUGGGAAUCUUUUUGAUAAUUAUCAAAAAACAAAAACAUACAUAACUCCAUAAGCUUUCGCCAAGUUGUAAGAUCUUACUUAAUUACUCCAAAAAAUCAUUUCUAUCCCUGAACCACUCAUCAAAAAUUAAAACACAUCCAAAUAAACCAUAAACAUGCCUCUUUUCGGUCGUCACCAAGAGGAACACGAGCCAGAACCAGUAGUAGAAGAACCACCCAAGCGCAGCUCCUCCAUCUUCCACCGCAACCGUCCAGAAUCCAUAUCCCCCUCCGAACGCAGCACCGCUACCGUCUCCUCAUCCGCAUCUCAAAACAAUACUACCCGUCAUCGAGGAUUCCUGCAUAAAAAUCAGCAAGCUCAAGAUCCGGUUAUUGCGGCUGCUGAACAGAGAAUUAUUAAUGCGGAACAGAUGGAGAGAGAGGCUGAUAGGGCCUUGAUUAAUGCUAGGGAGGCGGUUAGAGAGGCGAGAGAACAUAUGAGACAGCUUAAGUUGGAGAUGGAGGCACAGUAUGUUUUUUAUUGUUUUUUAUUUAUCUGUCUGAUGUUUGAUGUUUGACAUACUGCUUUUGAGGAAGAAAGAUGCUAACUGUUUUGUGUAGGGCAAAAGCCUUGAAGGUUCGACAGGGACAGGCGAAUAAUAUUUAUAAGAGGGCUAAGCCACUUGGUCGUAAGUAGUUAUCUUUAUCACGUUCUAGAAUAUCGUUGACACGUGCAAUUAGGUCAUGAAGUUCAAGGCUUGUGAUGAGUUCAGAAAGCCAGUUGACAUUAACUCAAACUCGAACUCGAACUUUUUUCUUUCGAUGAUUUGUAUGAAAAUUUAGCGGAAUCGGUGUUAGGUGCGGAUGGGGAGGUUCCUUUAAUACCCUUCAACAUUGUGUCGGUUGUAUACUUCCUUUUUAUGUAUUUCUAUUUGGUGUGAGCGGUUCUAGAAAUUUAUUUCAAUGACAGAUACCUUGAGUGUAUG